AAUGUCUCGAAGCGAAGCCCUAACAGACGAAGAUCGAUUAGCUUGGCUAAUUACUCUGAGGAAACUCAUUUUGAAGUGGCCUCUUUAUGACAUGCCCAAGAAAUCCUACGUCUUAGCAUGCUCUGCCUUAAAAGUGUACUAUCGUCAAAUUCUAAACGGACAAUUCGACAACGACUUAAAGAUAAACCCCUUGGGCAAUACAACCGAUCGCAUUAUUUUUGUAAUCCUUAACGGAGAUCAGAAUAUAAUUCAACAAAGACUACUGAAUAGAAAGGGCCAUUUCAUGCCGCCAUCACUAUUACAAUCUCAAUUUGAAACACUUGAAUUGUCGGAGAAAAGUGAACCAAACAUUUUACUAAUUGAUGUAAAUAAGAGUAUUCUGGAAAUUGCACAAGAGAUUUUAUCGCACAUAAAGAACUUUUAA
This is a messenger RNA of Dimorphilus gyrociliatus, 424 nucleotides long. NCBI's taxonomy places the organism in Eukaryota, Metazoa, Annelida, Polychaeta, Dinophilidae. The record is from the annotation of a GenBank genome assembly.